Asparagus officinalis (garden asparagus) is the source of this 1866-nucleotide messenger RNA. RefSeq names its product inactive TPR repeat-containing thioredoxin TTL3-like. Gene Ontology annotation, molecular function: protein binding. The record is from RefSeq and is a predicted model, not a curated record. Lineage: Eukaryota; Viridiplantae; Streptophyta; Magnoliopsida; Asparagales; Asparagaceae.
UCCGGAGGAAAUAAAGAGGAUGGGAACGAGCAGUAUAGGAGGGGCAGUUCGGUGAGCGCCUCAGGAAUCUACGACAGGGCGAUAUUAAUGUGCCCCAAGAAUGCAGCGUACAGGACUAAUCGCGCCGCCGCGCGUUUGUCGGGCUCAAGGAAAGCUUGUGAGCGCUGUGAAUGGCGUCUAGAAGCGUUGAAGAUCGAUCCUUGGUUCGAGCGAGCUCGACCAGAGAUUGGCCCUCCUGCUGCUAGGACAGGCCUGUGCGAUGCAACGGCGGAUGGAGACGUGGAACGAGCGGCGCUGAGACGAGGAUCCAAUGGCUGCUAUUGUAUCGAGAGGCCCGAUUCAUCUCCGUUGCUUAUUGCAUCGCGGGCAGAAGCCUUUCUCCGCCUCCAUCAUCUUGACGAGGCCGAUUCCGCUAUCUCGAGUGCUGUCAAGCUCGAGAGCUCGUCCCCUUCUUGCUCAUUGACCAAGUUUUUUGGUAUGCUAUCAAGUUCUUAUCUGCACAUUGUUCGUGCUCAGAUUGAUGUAGCGUUGGGCAGAUUUGACAGUGCAGUUGCUUCUGCGGAGAAAGCCAAGCAGAGCGAUCAUGUCAACAUUGAUAUUUCGAAGAUACUGAACAACGUGAGACUCGUAGCGAGAGCUCGAGCACAGGGGAACGAGCUUUUCAAUCAGGGGAAGUUUGCCGAGGCUUGUAUUGCAUAUGGAGAAGGGCUUAUGUAUGAUCCCUCGAACUCUGUUCUCUAUUGUAAUAGAGCGGCUUGUAGAUCGAAGCUUGGACAGUGGGAGAGGUCGAUCGAUGACUGUAAUGAAGCGCUCAAGAUUAAACCAAACUACACUAAAGCUCUUUUGAGACGAGCAGAGUCAUAUGAAAAGCUCGAGAGAUGGGCUGAAUCAGUGAGGGAUUACGAGGUCCUAAAGAAUGAGCUACCGGGUGAUGCUAAGGUGGCUGAAGCGCUUCUUCAAGCUCAAUUGGCAUUGAAGAAAUCGCGAGGUUUUGAUACGUGGAAUGUGAAGUCAGGAGAGCAGAUUAAGGUGAUUACAGGGAUGGAUCAGUUCCAUGCUGCAAUUACUUUACCAGGAGUAUCAGUGGUUCAUUUCAUGGUGGCAUCGAACCAGCAUUGCACCGAGAUAAGCCCAUUUGUCAAUGUUCUAUGUAACCGAUACCCGUCUGUAAAUUUUCUCAAGGUGGAUGUCAAUGAGAGCCCGGUUGUUUCGAAGAUGGAGAAUGUGAAGGCAGUGCCGACGUUUAUGAUCUACAAGAAUGGGAUAAAGAUGAAGGAGAUGAUCUGCCCUACACAUCAAAUGUUAGAGUUCUCAGUGAGGCAUUAUGGAAUGUGAUUAUAUAAAAUGUCAAGCGAGUAGGGUUCUUUUGAUAUAUUCUUGAAGGGUAGAUAAUAUUGAAAGAAGAAAAAAAAAGCCCUAUCCUUGUUAUUGCGAGUGCAUACAAAAUGACAAAAAGUACCCCAAUUUGGCACAAGCAUUGGGGGAGGGGUAUUUCAAGGGUUAUGCCCUUUUUAAGUAUCUUUUCAUUUCUUACACGUUUCCUUGACUAGUACCUUACCCUUUGCUCGCUUAUUCUUUCCCUUGGUCUUGUUCGGACCCUUGGACACACCAACAAACAGUCCUGACUCUCUCAGACGUUUCCCUGUUCGAUUCACUGAGGAGGGAAAAUGGCUGAUUUUUACCAUGUACAUAUACCAUUUACUAGAAAGUGGGAAAGCCAUUGGGAGAUUGGAUUUUCCUAGUAAUGAUGAGAGAGAGAGAGAGAGAGAGAGAGAGAGAGAGAGAGAGGGGAUCUUGUCGGUGCUAGUGCUACUGGUAUAUGCUCUGCCAUUUUAUGAAUAAAAAUAUUUCUGAGUUCUUUUAUCA